UUCCAACUAAACAAACCCUUUGUGAAAAUUUCGGGGCAAUGCGGGGGUGACCUUGUGGUUGGGGUGGGGAGCAUUGGAAGCGGCGGCGGUGACCCCAUCCAUCCCGGACGACGACGGCGCCGAUCCCUCCCGGCCUCCUCCCCGUCAGCCGCCACCAAGAUUUGGAUCCGAGUCUCGCGAGGAGGGGAACCAAGCCGGAUUAGUAGUAGGAGUAGUAUAUUUCUUCUUCUUAUAGAUAUGGACGGACUGGGACGGGGUUGAGCAGCAAAGCAAUGGACACAGCAGGCGCCGCCGCCCACCACCGCAGUCUUCAUAGGUAGUAGCAUGCCAGCCAGAAGAGCACACAUGGAGGAUGGGAUCUGUCCAGUAAACAAAAGGAGGAGAUUGGCGCUCAGCCCAUGUGCUGAAGUAUAUAACAGCAAGCGGAUAAGAUCACAAUGGGUUGAUUUUCAAUCUCUCCCUGAGGACAUUCUGUCAAGGAUAAUGUCAAAACUAACAUUGAAGCAAGCUGUUCAGAUGAGCAUGGUAUCGAGUGUGUUCAGAAGAGCUUGGAUUUUCCAUCCUGAUCUUCUUUUUGGCACUGAAGAAUUGUUUGGAACUUCUGAUCGACAGUUGAGAGCGCUGAGCACCAAUGGGUUUAUUGACACAAUCAAUUUUAUCUUGAGGAAACACAGUGGUCUAGGAGUGAGUGAUUUUGGUGUGAAGUUUGAGCUGUGGAAGGAGCAUGCACGUGACAUUGAUGGAUGGGUUUCCUUUGCUAUUGCAUCGAAAGCAAGGGUUCUCGUCCUGAACUUUUCUCCAUAUAUAGGAUUGCGAGAAAACAGUUACAGCUUUCCAUGUCAUCUUUUCAAUGACAGAAAUGGAUCCCACUUUAAGGUUCUUCAACUUGAUACUGUUACUUUUGGCCCAACUCCUGACUUUUGUGGCUUUGCUAAUCUUACAAUGCUUACUUUGAAGCAUGUGCUUGUAUUGGACAACUUCCAGUACUUCUUACCGAAAUGCCCUGCCCUAGAAUGGUUGGAAAUCCUAAUGUGCUCCCAGCUACAUAAUUUGCAUGUUUCUGAACCAUUGCCGCGGCUGGAAUUUUUGCGUGUACAAGGUUGUGCGAUUAACAAGAUUGAGCUCCAUGCCCCCAAACUCACCACAUUUGAGUAUAGAGGUUGUUUUAAAGUGAUUAUUGCACUUCACAAAUGCUUGAAGCUUAAGACUGCAAGCAUUGCGUCUCAUAUUGAGGACAACCUUGAGUAUGUUUUCACUGGGCUUCCAAAUGGAUUACCUCAUGUUGAGAGACUACAUGUGAAAGUGUUUGUGAGGACUCAGAUACCUGGAUUUACACAGCCCCCUCUUAAAUUUAUCAAUUUAAGGCAUCUGAUCAUGAGGAUAACCUUUGGAAGUGCUAAACGUUUUGGAAAAAACGCAGUUCUGCAGCUAGCAUAUCUUUUGGAAGCUGCUCCUUUGUUAGUGGACCUUCAUUUGGAUAUGACGUGUGCAGAUAUUUGUGAGGACCCCCCUGCUAGGGACGUGAUUAUACAUCGCCCCUACUACAAUCUCAAGAGAGCUUGCAUGACCGGAUUUAAUGGUAAUGGAGGUCAAAUUGCCCUAGUAAGAUUUAUCCUCAGGAAUGCAGUAAAAUUGGAGAAAAUGACUAUAGUUCCAAAAGGGAGAAGAACGGGCAAAAUGAUGGGAGAAUACGAAUUAAGCCUUAGAAUGAUCAGGAAAAAAAUUGUUCCAAAAGACAAGAACGGUGUACUCGUAAUUUUGUAGUAAUUCUCAAGUUAUGUAUGUACUAUUAUAGGAAGGGCUGGACUUACAUGCCCUUGUACUUUUUCAGAAACAAUAAUAAUAGUGCAUCUUUUUAUAAUUUUAUUUA
This is a messenger RNA of Oryza sativa Japonica Group (Japanese rice), 1870 nucleotides long. RefSeq names its product F-box/FBD/LRR-repeat protein At1g13570. NCBI's taxonomy places the organism in Eukaryota, Viridiplantae, Streptophyta, Magnoliopsida, Poales, Poaceae. Gene Ontology annotation, molecular function: protein binding. The record is from RefSeq and is a predicted model, not a curated record.